Plasmodium relictum is the source of this 996-nucleotide messenger RNA. RefSeq names its product conserved Plasmodium protein, unknown function. NCBI's taxonomy places the organism in Eukaryota, Apicomplexa, Aconoidasida, Haemosporida, Plasmodiidae. The record is from RefSeq and is a predicted model, not a curated record. The transcript has 6 exons. Bases 1 to 996 code for a protein of 331 amino acids.
AUGGAGAAAAAAGAAGUAAACAAUAAAAGUUUUACUAAUAUUUUAAAAAAAAAAGAAAAUAAUGAAAUUCUUUAUUCAGAAUUUGUACAAAAUGAAAUUUUAGAAAAAUAUGAUAUUUUUUCUAAUGUAUAUACAUCGAGUGAUGACUUUAACUAUGUUGAUAGUGAAGAAGAUAUAUCAUCUAAAAAUUUAGAAAAUUCUAAUCAAAAAAAUAUUUUAAGUUUAGCUGUACAUAAUAUUAUAAACAUUUAUCCAAACAAUGAAAGAAACAGAGAGUUUAAAAAAUAUAAGGAAAGAAAAAUAGAGGAAAAAAGGCAAAAAGAGUUAGAUGAAGAAAGAGAAAUGAAUAAGAAAAAGAAAAAAAUAUAUGAAGAAAAGAGAAAAAAGAAAUUAGAAAAAUAUAAAAUCGAAAAAAGAAAAAAGAAGCUAAUUGAAAAAGAGAAAUAUAAUAAAGAAAACAUAGAAUAUAAUUAUUUAAUGGUUCAGAAUUACUUUGAAUUUUUAAUGAAAAAUGGAAAACAUAGAGAUAUUUAUUUUUCAUUUCAUGAUUUAUAUAUUUCACCAAUGAGGUUAUAUUAUUUUGCGAAUAUAAAUAUUGAUCAAAUUUAUUAUUUAGAUUUAUCAAGAAAAUGGUUACCAGAUAAUUAUGUUUCCAUUAUAUUAGAAUUAUGCUCAUGUAAAAAAAUAAAAAUUCUGAAUUUGUCAUAUAAUAAAUUAACAUACAACAGUCUAAAACAUUUUUCUAAUUUUCUAUCAGAAAACAAAACGUUAUUUAGUCUUAAUCUAGGAAAUAAUGAUUUAACAGAUAAUGGAAAGAAUUUUGAAGGAAUUAAUAAUAUUUUUGAAUCUAUUAAGAAUAACAAAACAUUAAAAAUUUUGAAUUUAGCCAAUACAAAUAUGAAUCAAAAUAACGGGGAUGUAUUGUGCCAGAUACUAAAAAUUAAUAAUACAUUAAUAGAAAUGAAUUUUGAGAACAAUAAUUUUAGUAUCAUUUAA